Molecule: messenger RNA, 1875 nt
Organism: Naegleria gruberi
Lineage: Eukaryota; Heterolobosea; Eutetramitea; Acrasida; Naegleriidae
Exons: 2
Coding region: 1-1875 (624 amino acids)
Biological process (GO): phosphatidylinositol dephosphorylation
Molecular function (GO): phosphatase activity
Source: RefSeq, a predicted model, not a curated record
AUGAUGCACAACGGAAAGAAUUAUCCUUCAUCGUUCGACAAGGAAAUUCCAGAGACUUUACUAGUUCAUGCCUGUACGUGGAAUGUAGCCUCUCAGGAACCAAACCGAUCCUAUCUACAACGAUACUUUUCAAAAUUAUUCAUUGAUGAGAGUGAUGGUUCAGUGCCUGAUAUUAUCGUGUUAGGUUUUCAGGAAAUUGAGAUGAAUGCCAAGGCAUUGAUUACUGAGCAGACAGAGGCUGCUUCUGUAUGGAGAUCAGUUCUAUCUGAGGUUUUUCCAUCGUAUGAUUGUAUUGCUUGCCAUCAGUUGGUUGGAUUAUGUAUAUUUGUGUGGGUGCAGUUUAAAUUGGCUAGAUAUUGCUCUCCUUGUAUGGUGAGUGAGGUGAGAGAGGGAUUUUCGAGAGCUCUCGGAAACAAGGGAUCUGUCAGUGUUAGAUUUAAAUUGUUUAAUAGACAACUCAAUUUUAUCAAUGUUCAUCUUCCAGCUCACACAGAAAAAUUAUUGGAAAGAAAUGCAGCUUUGAAUUCAAUUAUUAGCAAGGCAGUGGAAGAUCCUUCUCUAAUUCACAACAGUUCUUUACAAUUUCACAACAGCACCAAUAAGAAUGUAUCAAUAACCACAAACGAUGAUUUUGUGAUUAUUAUUGGAGAUUUUAAUUACCGUAUUGAUAGUGAUUUUAGUUGUGCAGAGGUGAUUAAAAAGAUUUCACAGGGACGAUUGGCCAUUCUCUACAAGUGUGACCAAUUACAAAAGGAGAAACGACUUGGUAAAAUUCUGAAAGGAUAUCAUGAAGCUGGAACAUUGGAUUUCAUUCCUACUUACAAGUGUAAAUCAUUUGAUCCAAGUGAUCUUAUUGGAAUUGAUUUUAAUGACAUUUCCAAUAUUUUCAGCUCCAAAAAAGAGAGAGUUCCUUCAUGGUGUGACAGAAUAUUUUUCAAGUACAAUGCUAGAAUUCAAGUUCUUCAAUAUUCAUCAGAGAUUACAAUUUGUACAAGUGAUCACAAACCAGUGAUUGCCAAAAUGUUAUUACAUAUUGGAGAAAAUUUCAAGGAGCAGACAAUUCCAGAAGUUGAGGUUGUAGAUGAUUUGCUGAGCUUUGAGGAUAAUACCUCUCCUACAAUUAAUAUGGAACAGCAACCAGCUAACGACGCUCAGCAACCAAUUAGAAAAUUACCACCACUACCAAAACAUUUACUUGCCAUGAAGAAUUCUAUAUCUACUGAAAAUUUUGAUCAAUUCACAACUGAAAUGGAACAACCAAAUAUUCUUAAUGCUCCAUCAUCAUCAUCCAUUCAGGAUAAUACAGUGUGGGGAUUUUUCUCUGAUGACUCUCCACAACAACGAUCUCAAUCUCCACCAAAGGUAAUACCAAGAGAUAAUAGUGGUUAUAAUGGUAACAACAAUAAUGGCACUCAAAUUGUGGUCACCUCAAACAAUGGAGCUACACCAAGUAUUCCACAAAGGAAUACAUCCCUGACUGGAUUUGCAGCUUUGGCUUCAAGGCAUAAAUCUGCUACCACAAUUUCUACAACAACCACUCCAAAUAACAGUGCAACACCAACACCAACCUCAACAAAUAAUGAGAACACAAAUAAUGGACUCAGUCCAACCUCUCCAAACAAGACCUUCCCACGAUCAGUUUCGAAUGAAAGAAUUCCAAGACCUUUGCCUCAACCAAAACGGGUGAGUGGAACCUUCCAACAAGUUAGUGGACAGCCAUCUUUACAACCAAAUGUACAACAAGUUCAACCAAUUUAUCCAACCAAUGCAGUUCAACAAUCUUUCCAACAAACAAAUGUACAGCCAACUAAUUCACAAAACAAUAUCAAUGGAGCAAAUUCGAAUGGCUCAGAUUUUGAUUGGUGGUUAAAUUAA